Ruditapes philippinarum (Manila clam) is the source of this 1900-nucleotide messenger RNA. RefSeq names its product TBC1 domain family member 12-like. Gene Ontology annotation, molecular function: GTPase activator activity. Gene Ontology annotation, biological process: activation of GTPase activity. NCBI's taxonomy places the organism in Eukaryota, Metazoa, Mollusca, Bivalvia, Venerida, Veneridae. The transcript is spliced from 13 exons. The record is from RefSeq and is a predicted model, not a curated record.
CAUUUAGUUUUGAUCAUGACUGGGGCACUAGAGCUUUCAAGGGGCAUUUUUUCUCGGAAGUCUAAAGAAGGUAGUGAUAGUGAUGAUCAGGGAUGGAAACUGUUUGGUAAAAUACCACCUAAACAAGCAGCGUCAAAGAAUCCCGAACAAAUCCAGAGCGAGUAUAAGGCCAAACAUCGAGAAGAGCAGCAAGUGGCGAGCAGGUCGAAGAAAGAAGAUAUUGAAGUCAUGUCUACCACAGCCCUUAUACUUGAAAACAGACCUAUGAAUUUGCCAACUAAAGACAGGGAGGAGUGUGAAAGGCAUCAGAAAGAGUAUGAGGCCAUGGUAGAGGCUGCCAAGAGGAAAGAGCAAAAGGAGUUAAAACAGAAGAAAAAGUUGAUGCAGCAACAGUUAAGACAAGAAGAACAACUGAUGGCAGCAGCUAGGGUCUGGAACAAGGAUAUACUGCCUAACUGGGACUCUGUAAAGAACACAAAGAAGGUACGAGAUUUAUGGUGGCAUGGCGUACCAACAAAUGUACGAGGGAAAGUCUGGAAGCUUGCCCUUGGUAAUGAUCUGAACAUAACCCCAGAAUUGUAUGAGAUAUGUGUGAGUAGAGCAGCAGAUAAAAUCAAACAGAUGGAUGAAGCCCCUGUCAUAUAUGGCCCUACAGAAACUUGCUCAGAGCCCCCGUCCAGUAAGGAAUCAAGUGUUGAACUCAUAAAACUUGAUGUCUCCAGAACAUUCCCACAACUCUGUAUAUUUCAGAAGGGUGGACCCUACCAUGAUUUACUCCACAGUUUACUAGGUGCCUAUGCCUGUUACAGACCUGAUAUUGGUUAUGUACAAGGCAUGUCGUUCAUAUCGGCUGUAUUACUAUUGAAUAUGGAUGUAGCAGAUGCUUUUAUCUGUUUUGCUAACCUGCUCAACAGACCAUGCCAAGUUGCCUUCUUUAGAGUUGAUGAAGGAUUGAUGAAGGUGUAUUUUCAAACAUACGAAGAAUUCUUUGUUGAGAACAUGCCUGUUUUAUGUCAUCACUUUAAGAAGAACAACCUUACUCCUGAUCUCUAUCUCUAUGAUUGGAUAUAUUUACAUUAAUUCAACGAAAUCUUUCCAUUAGACAUAGCUUGCCGUGUUUGGGAAUAUUUUCUGUCCGAUGAAUGGUGAAAAAAAUUCUUAUUUCAGAACAGCAAAUUAGGUAUAUUAAAGUGUCACGAGGAAAUUCUAAUGGGCAUGGACUUUAUACAUUUAGCUCAGUUUCUAACCAAAUUACCAGAAAGAGACUCUUACGAUGCAUUGUUUAGAUGUAUAGAAUCUAUACAAAUGACAAUAGACAAGAAGAAAUUCUCACAGGUUCUAGCUAGUGUUAAGGAUAGUAGGGACAAUACUUGAUGAUAGUGUGCAAGAAAUACGGAGAAAUUUAUUUAUUACAAGAAUUUCAUAGAAAGCCUCACCUGGUGUGAGUUGACAAAAUGGGAACCCUGGUGGUUACAACAACCAUAAAAUGUGCAUAUACCAUAAAAUGUGCAUCCGGUGGUUAGAAAUACCGUAAAAUGUGCAUCCGGUGGUUAGAAAUACCAUUAAAUGUGCAUCCGGUGGUUAGAAAUACCAUAAAAUGUGCAUCGGGUGGUUAGAAAUACCAUUAAAUGUGCAUCAUGUGGUUACAACAACCAUAAAAUGUGCAUCUGGUGGUUACAACAACCAUAAAAUGUGCAUCUGGUGGUAACAACAACUAUAAAAAUGUGCAUCUGGUGGUUACAACAACCUUAAUAUGUGCAUCUGGUGGUUACAACAACCAUAAAAUGUGCAUCUGGUGGUUACAACAACUAUAAAAUGUGCAUCUUGCUUUGAAAAAGCUGGCCUUUUGUUUACUUGCUUAUAAACUGUGUUGCACACAGAACAUGAAGUGGAAGUGAUU